Messenger RNA from Colias croceus (clouded yellow), 2837 nucleotides. RefSeq names its product sodium/potassium/calcium exchanger 3-like. The transcript has 11 exons. The coding region runs from base 174 to 1736 and encodes 520 amino acids. Gene Ontology annotation, molecular function: calcium, potassium:sodium antiporter activity; calcium channel activity. The record is from RefSeq and is a predicted model, not a curated record. Gene Ontology annotation, cellular component: membrane. NCBI's taxonomy places the organism in Eukaryota, Metazoa, Arthropoda, Insecta, Lepidoptera, Pieridae. Gene Ontology annotation, biological process: intracellular calcium ion homeostasis; calcium ion transmembrane transport.
UACAUCUUGCAGGACGCUCUGCGUCCCUUUUAGCAAGAAUUCACUUGUCAAUGAAAUUGAGUUGUAUACACGGCGAAAUAUUUGAAUUUUUUAUUUGACAAACGCUCCCGUUGACUCCCUGUAGUCAACUUAAAAAUCUUCUAAUCUUUGGUUGAAAAUUUCAUUCAUUUUUAAUGGCAAAAAUGUUGAUACGGACUAAGUGUAAAUAUAGUACGGCGGUGGUAAUAAGAGUGUUAUUCUUAGCGUUACCGUUUGUCUAUUAUUUGAUGUUCGGCGCAGCUAUCGAUAAAGAAAUAGAGCAGACCGCAGAUGUAACUAGCUUCACGUCCCGACACCUCCUGGCUCUGGAAAUCAAUGGAAGAAACUGCACCCCACCCGCCAUUCUGGAGUUCCCUCCAGAUGGUCUUAACAGGGCACAGAGACAACAAGGUUACAUCGUGAUCCACUGCGUAAUUGCAAUAUACUGCUUCCUUCUGCUUGGAGCCGUGUGUGAGCAUUACUUCGUGCCAGCCAUCGAAGUGAUAUGUGAUCGUUUAGAAAUGGAGUCAGACAUAGCCGGCGCGACAUUCAUGGCGGCGGCUAGCUCCAGUCCUGAGCUGUUCAUCAAUUGCGUUGGUACCUUCGUGACGGAGGGAGACCUUGGAGUGGGGGCCGUGGUGGGGUCGGCGGUGUUCAACGUGCUCGCUGUGCCGGCGUGUUGCGCGCUUGUUGCUUGCAGGGCGAUCGAUCUAGACUGGUGGUCGAUAUCCCGGGACUGCCUCAUGUACGCGGUAGCUGUGUUGGCCCUCAUCCUUACCUUGCUCGACGACAUGGUGUACUGGCAUGAGGCUCUGUUACUAGUGCUUAUGUAUACUUUUUAUAUACUAGCUAUGGUGUUCAACACUCGAUUGGGUACAUUCGUGAAAAGCGGAUGUUGUUAUUUCAAAAAACCAAAACAAUACACCGAGGUUACUCCACUUUUAUAUAAAGAAAAAGCCAGUCCCUUGGAUGCCACAAACAGAAUAACGGUAUCGAAUCAAACAAUAAACGAUGUGGAACAGGGAAUACAAAUGACGAAAAGGCAUGGUUCCACUGAUUCAGACUCAAGCGUAAGUUCUCUAUGGUCGUGGCCUGGUGACAAGUCGUCACCAGUCAAGAAGUUCUUCUGGGUGUUAACCUGGCCGCUCUGUCUGCUGCUCUGGAUAACCAUACCAGAUUGUAGACAGCACCCCAGAAUGUACCCUUUGACGUUUAUAAUGUGCGUCACGUGGAUUGGAGGAGUGUCUUAUUUGGUCGCCUGGAUUAUAACUAUUAUUGGUGACACACUGAACGUGCCUGAUAGCAUCACAGGGCUGACCAUCCUCGCGGCUGGCACCAGUCUGCCUGAAGCUGUAUCGAGCGUGCUCGUCACUAAUCAUGGUCACGGCACAAUGGGCAUAAGUAACUCCAUUGGGUCCAAUACAUUUGAUAUCUUGCUCUGCUUGGGACUUCCGUGGUUAAUCAAAUCUCUUUUCUAUCCAUGCGUUCCUGGUAAUCAUUGGGUGAAAAUUAAUUCCAGCGGCCUAUCAUAUAGUGCUAUCUCGCUCCUAUCCACGCUAUUUGCACUAUACGGCGCUCUCGCUCUGAAUAAAUUUCAGCUAGAUUGGAGAGUGGGCAUUACGUGCGCUGUUGUUUACAUUGGCUACCUUGUGUUGGCAGCACUGAUCGAGUUGAAUGUACUUUUUGUUGUUAAUUUGCCCGUUUGUCCACAUUUUUAGAUGGAUUUCAAACUUUACGUAUGUACUUAUUUUAAUGUAUAAUUUAAGUUUUAAUGGAAAUUUCUAUUUCUUAACUAAAUCAGACACUAGACACUUUAAAAAAUGUGAAUACCUAAUUAUUAUUCAAGUACCUGAAAAAUCUACAGCUCGCUAAAUAAACAAUUUGUGCUUAUUUGGGAAAGAUAAACACCAUGUUCAAAUUUUGGAAAUGCAUUUUUAGGCAUUUAAUAAAAAUUUAAGAUCGGAAAAGAGUGACUGAGUUCUGUCGAGCUGUUAUUAGUGGCAGGAUAGGGUUAAGUUAGAAUUCACCGGUUAGGAACAAUGUCAGAAUUGUCAGACACCUAAAAACUAAAACCAACUAUCAAGGUACAAAUAUUAGUUCUAACUAUGCACUAUGCAGUCCUCUCUACACUACAGGCGCCUUUCUAAAACCUUCUGCAGUAAGUAUGCCCUAUCCCAGUAAACCUAUAUGUAAAUUGGUAACAAAGAAUCGCCUGCCAAACCCCCAUUAGCAAAGAUAAAUACAGAAUAUCAAUUCAUCCUAUCUUUGGAUUGUAAAAACUUUCGCCGUUCAUUACCAUUUCAUAUUUUGCGUGACUGAUGCGUUGUUACGGUAAUACCAACGUGAAUUAUAAAUAGGGUUAAGUGAAUGUUUAUAGAAACUACAAGAAAUCUAGAAGUUUCCAGGGAUUUAGAAGUUUCAGACAAGGCCUGAAAGUGUUUUGUACUUUAUAAUUAGUAAUUAGAUUGUUUACUAUGUGAAAAGACGCGGACUCAAAAUUCUAUCUUAGUUUUAAAUAAACUCGGUAUUUCUAAAAUUUAUUUCUACAUAAUUUAAUAAAUUUAAAUGUAUUGGUAGAGUUGCAUUUUUACAAUAUUGUAAACAACAUACUUUUAGAGUUUCCAUAAAAAGUAUAACUAGUGACAUUAUGAUUUAAUUUUAAUAAUGUGAGUAGGUACUUAAAGAUUAGUUGUUUAUUGUUAUGUAAACUUUAGUUAUAAUUUUUGAAUAUUAAGCGGGAUUUCGUGCAGCAAUUAUGAAAAUAUAUUUUAUUAUAAAAUAAGAUCCAAUAGUUGUUACAUGUUUGAAAUCGAAUAAAU